Messenger RNA from Penaeus vannamei (Pacific white shrimp), 1315 nucleotides. The record is from RefSeq and is a predicted model, not a curated record. NCBI's taxonomy places the organism in Eukaryota, Metazoa, Arthropoda, Malacostraca, Decapoda, Penaeidae.
AUGAAUUGUGCAGGUAAUAGGUCCUAUGCCAGUCUUACGGUGCAACCGCGCAGUGCUGCCAUCUGUAUCGCCCUUGGAAUCAUGUUCAUGAUGCUUAUUCAGGGAUAUUCUAGUAGUGAAAUGUGGAUAGCCAUCCCGGAGAGUUUAUCAAUCGAAGUCAUGUGGUACGAGGCGGUGAUCCUACGCACCGGCAACGCCCUGGCCUACAAGCAGGUGGUGGUGAGCGGCGAGGACCUGUACGUGACGGAGACGCCCCCGCGGUCGCUCUCGCACCUCCUCCACGCGGCGCAGAUCUCGGACGUCUCGCUCGUUCACGACCUGCCCGAGUUCCUGCGAGGCGGAGUGAGGGACCAGACCACCCAUGUCAUCGUCAGGUUCCGCUCGUCAAGGAGGGCGUCCCUAGCUAAGGCUAAGGUGCGGCGCUCCACCGUCGAGGAACCCAGCACUUCCUCGAUCGACGAAGAGGGCGACGAGGAGGAGAGCGAUGAGACGGACGCCCCCGCCACCCACGUCUUGGCUCGGGCCGCCCACGACACCGCCAGCGUGUGCAGCGACCCUGUCCCUUCACUCAGCCUGCCUACUGUGGACGGAGGUCACGCUAACAACCGAUCUUAUCCCAGCAGCCCGAGGGUGACGACCGCCGUCCGCCGCAACUCCUCGACCGGCAUCCUGGCGGAGACGUCGCCCCUCGCCCUGGCCACCGCCCACGCCCUGCUCUCCCCCCGCAACGGUGCCAAACGCCCCGCACGGGCGCCCUCGCCCGACAUGGACGCUGUCUACCACGGCCGCUCCAUCACGCCCACCAUCGCUGAGUUGCUGGCCGGAGUGUCGCCAGUCGCCCGCCCGCAGCUCGCCACCCGCUCCAGCACGCCCGACUCCCUGGCACGUGCCCGAAUGCCCCGCUCGCUCAGCGCCCUCGAGUCGUACCACCGCUCCUCGCCGCUCGCCCUCGAUCUCCCGUCCCGAAGCAAGAGCGUCCUCGACAAGCCCUCUGCCGCUCCAGGAUCAACGCCAACGAGAAGUCAGAGUCUGGACUUGAAGGACUUGACGGACGGCCACAGAAACGACGAGGUCCUCCACCUGUACACGCUCUCCACGUCCACUCUCCUCUUCCACCUGCUCCACUCGCUCUGGGUCGCGUCCACUCUGGUGAGCUGAUGUUCCACUCGCUAGGUGGAGAGGAAGUGGAUAUGGAAUGUUAAAAAUUAGUGUUGCUUCUGUUUUAUUUCAUUUGUUGUUGGAGAGGGAGUAAAUAUGGGAUGUAGAAAUUACUGUUUCUGUUGUAUUCCGUUUGUUGUUGUUGUUGUUAUUGUUG